AUGGACUCUUCUCCAGGGUUCUAUGAAGAGUCUCCGGAGGGAUGGAUCCUUGACCUAGGACUUAGGAAGAGUCUCCAGAGGGAUGGAGUCUUUACUUUGAGUGUUGCAGCCAUUAAGAAUAACAAAUGCUCUGGUGCGUGCCUGAGGGCCAUCGAUGUUCAGAUCCUGCAGCAGCUUCUGGUGGUGAACGAAGGGAUGGAGUCGGUGAGGUGGAUCCUGGAGGAGCGGGGGAACCUGACCAGCCGCUGCAGCAGUCUAACCAGCAGCCAGUACAGCCUGGCCGGGAGCCGGGAGACGUCUCGCCGCGGCAGCUGGAACAGCCUCCAGGACCCCAACGAUAAGCUGGACACUAUCUCCAUCGGCAGCUACCUGGACACGCUGGCCGAUGACCUGGACGAAUACAGCCUGAGCAUCAGUGAGCCGCUGGUGUGCUCCACCCCCUACCGCCAUGGCCUGCCGCUGACUACCGGCGACCAGGGCGGCGACAAACGGAGAGACUCUCUUCCCGAGCCGGGGGACCAUGUGACCGGCCAAGUCACUGCAGAGAAGGCGCCCAGGCCGCAUGUCCUCCCGCAAAGCCCCCCGUCUCUGCCAACGGCAAACGGGUCUGCAAAGCGCACUCCGGAGCCGGACGCCAGACCCACCGAGGACAAGGCCAAAGCCAGGCAGAACGGCCGGGUGGACAAAUACAAAGUGUCCGGCAAGAUCCAGCUGGAGUACGACGCGCACUGGCGCUGGGUGCAGUCUCAGGACGACGUGACGUUCUUGUAGUGCGCUCACGAUUUUCCAUGAAAGCCGAUUACUUGAAUGGCUGG
Messenger RNA from Nanorana parkeri, 815 nucleotides. Its product is annotated as leucine rich adaptor protein 1-like. Lineage: Eukaryota; Metazoa; Chordata; Amphibia; Anura; Dicroglossidae. Bases 1 to 771 code for a protein of 256 amino acids. The record is from RefSeq and is a predicted model, not a curated record. The transcript has 3 exons. Gene Ontology annotation, biological process: positive regulation of cytokine production; positive regulation of canonical NF-kappaB signal transduction.